ACAAACAAUGUUGCCGAUUCGUUAGAUUCUAGAGUAUUGUCAGAGAUUGGAAACAUUUUUUUAAGUGUAUUUUAUUUUGUAAUAAAAAUUAAUUUUGCUUACGAUUAUGUCUGUAACAAACUGUUUAAUAAAUAAAUGUAGAAUAUGUUUUCACGGUGAUGAAAACCAACAAAUGCAUCCCUUUUUCGACUCAUGUUUAGAAGACAUGAGUUUAGCUACAGUAUUUGUAAAUAUUACCUCAAUACAGAUUCAAAAAAAUGAUUGCUUUCCAAAAACUAUAUGUACAUCAUGCAAAACAAAUAUUGUGAAUUUCAAAAAUAUGUUGAUAUUUUUUCAAAAGACAGAAAUGUUUCUUAAGAAACAUAUAUGCGAAAAGAAAGUGGAAUAUGAAAAUGAGUUACAUAGUUUUCGUGAUAUUGAAUUUGCACAAAAUGUUGAUUAUUUUGAUGAUAAUGAUCAUAGUAAUGAAACAGAUAUCUGUGGGGAUGAAGAUUUUAACUCUUCAGUGAUGAAUCGUGAAAAUAAACCACCUGUAGCGGAAAACAGGGGAAAUCAAGAAUAUAACAAUAUGGAUUCGUUUAAAUAUACUUGUCAAUGUGGAGAUUGCUUUUUAUAUAAAAGUGGGUUCCGUCAGCAUAUGCAGUAUAAGCAUAGUAUUUUAUUAGAAGAUAGCGAUUUUGAACAGUACUCCGAAAAAAUUACACUAAAAAUACCUAAUGGAUUUCCAAAUAAUGUAGAAUUUGUUUCUUCUAAAGUGACAAUAAGAACUAAGAACUUGCGAUGUCGAAUUUGUGACAAGUCAUUUUUAACUAAAGAUGAAGUAAAAUCACACGAAGUAAUUCAUAAAACAUUCAUAUGUGAUCAUUGUGGUGCAGCUUUCUUAAAGAAAAAUUAUCUCGUCGAUCAUCUAAGAAUACAUUCCGAAGAAAGGCACUAUGAAUGUAAAAUUUGUCAAAAAACAUUCAAACAUAGAUAUACUUAUAGUGUCCAUAAAAGAUCGCACGAAUUUACUAGGAAUUUCGUAUGUGAAACUUGUGGAACAUGUUUUAAAACUAGAGGUACAAUGAGGACUCACAUUAGAAUCAAACAUAGCAACAUACGAAAUUACUCUUGUUCCGAUUGUAACUUAACCUUCAAUUUAAAAUCCACUUUGAAUAAACACUUUGCUAGAAAGCACACCCCAGAUAGGAAAAAAAGUUUUGUUUGUAAUAAAUGUGGGGCUGCGUAUUUGAACAAGAAUACGCUCACUCGUCAUAUAACUGAAAAACAUUUAGGCAUGGCAAAAUAUUUUCCUUGUACUAUAUGCGAAAAUAAAAUGUACGUGAUGAAAAAAGGUUUAAAAGCACACAUGUUGAAGAAACAUGGGAUUGUGUAUGAAUGAAAGAAAUUCUCAAUAAAAAAUGAAAUCAACAUACUCUUGGUACAGGAAUUUGUUUCACCUUGAACUCAAGGUAAGUAACAAGAUAUUUAUAAAAAAAUAGUAUAUUUUUGUUAUACAGGUUGUCCCAUUACGUUUGAGACAUAGAAGUACUCCAAAACAAAAAUAAUUAAUAAUUAAUGAAACAAGCUUGGACAAAGUCCUUAAAUGUAUGUUUAUAUGAAAUUAUAAAAAUAUAGUGGAUUUUUCAUAUUAUAUAGUAUGCCUCAUUAUGUUUGAGACAUAGAAGUCCUCCAAAACAAACAUAAUUAAUAAUUAAUGAAACAAUGUUUGGACAAAUUCCCGAAAUGUAUAAUAAUGUAUGAAAUUAUAAAAAUUUAGUGGAUAUUUCAUAUUAUACAGGUUGUUCCAUUACAUUUGAGAAAUAGAAGUCAUUCAAAAUAAAAAUAAUUAAUGAAACAAGCUUGGACAAAGGCCCGAAAUGAAAUUAUAAAAAUAUAGUGAAUUUUCAUAGUAUACAAAUUGUCCCAUUACAUUUAAGACAUAGAAGUCAUUCAAAAUAAAAUAAUUAAUAUUUAAUGAGAACAACUACUGCUACCACCAUCAUUGGGUUGUUUCUUUUUGGAAAGUAAGAUUAAUUUCAUGAAGGAGUUGGCUCAUUUCCGAUAUAGGGAAGCUUUUCUUUUGUAGGGUUUGGGUUGUGGUUUCUAACCUAACCAAACCUUAUUUGUAGGAGCUCAUUCACUAGCACUCCCCUGACCUAAGAGGUACUGCCAUCUCGUGGCAAAAAUGGCAAAAGCUUCAAUUCCUUAUAUAUUCGUUAUUUAACAAUUGAAACUAAUUCUACUAUAAAUCCUUGAUUUAUAUAAGAUUUUCGCGAAGUUUCGGAACAUUUUUGAACCUUCAGUGUUUAGUAACAGGUUAUAUCUUCUUUCAGAAUAGUUUAAUGGUUGCUGAAUAAUAGUUCCACCCAAAAUUUUCUUUUCCGUCAAACUUUCUAAUUAUUUUUGUGAGCCAAAAAAUACUACCAAAUAAGCAAUUAAGUAGAAAAUAAUAAAUUAUUGCAAACCAAUUUUUUUUAAUUUGAGCUCCAUCACAAACUACAAAAUAAUUGAAACAAGUUCAAUUAAUGAUUGUUGAAUCUAAUUCAGGGUGAGGCAACAUAUGGAUUUGAAUCAACACCAUUGGUAGCAGUCAGUGUAGUCGUGAGCAUCACCUAUAUAUAAAAUUGAUUAUAUUAGAGAUAUUUUUGGAUUGUUUUCGAUAAAAAACUACAGUAGAUGAUUAAUUAUUAUCCUUGUACAACUUAGUGUUAAAUGUAAAGCAAAAGUUGUGGUCUCUAUUUUGAUACUAUAUUUAUAAUCAAUUAUUUUUAGGGACUAAAAAGAACUGAUUUGGAAAUUAUUAUUUGUUGUAGUGUUUCUAAAGAGACUGACUGGAGCUUUGAUGAUAUGCUAAAAAGAUAUUUCUAUGAAACACAUUCAUUCAAUUAGACCUAAAAGCAAUAAAUAUACGAAUUGAAAUAUUGUGAUUUAUUAUUAAAUAAAAGAUUGUUUAUAUAAUUUUGUGAUUAAUGAAAAUCCAAGCAAAAAAAUUGUAUAGAUUAUUUUUUUUUAAAUAAAAGCAAUAAUGACCA
Molecule: messenger RNA, 3014 nt
Organism: Diorhabda carinulata
Lineage: Eukaryota; Metazoa; Arthropoda; Insecta; Coleoptera; Chrysomelidae
Product: gastrula zinc finger protein XlCGF26.1-like
Exons: 2
Coding region: 107-1381 (424 amino acids)
Cellular component (GO): nucleus
Molecular function (GO): zinc ion binding
Source: RefSeq, a predicted model, not a curated record